Molecule: messenger RNA, 1911 nt
Organism: Cutaneotrichosporon oleaginosum
Lineage: Eukaryota; Fungi; Basidiomycota; Tremellomycetes; Trichosporonales; Trichosporonaceae
Biological process (GO): tRNA processing
Molecular function (GO): tRNA (uracil(54)-C5)-methyltransferase activity, S-adenosyl methionine-dependent
Source: RefSeq, a predicted model, not a curated record
CAACAAUUUCCGCGAGUCAAUGCUAGCGCGCUCACUCGUACGCGCAUCAACUCGCACACAUCUACUUCACAUCCAUCGUCCAACACUACGCGCCAUGUCCACUAUCCCCUCGCCAACCGGCUCCCCCGCCCCAAAGAAGGUGCGCGCCGACGGCGAGCCGUCGCUCAACGGAUCGUCGGCGGCCGACGGAACCGCCCCCGGCGUCCCCCAGGCCGGCGCGGCGCUCGUGAAGCCACUCAAGCCACAGCAUAAGCCGCAGCAAGGCAAGGCGAAGCGCAAGCGCAACAAGCGUUUCCUCCCCGACCCAUACUCCCACGGCGACAUUCUCGCGCACGACAUUGCGGAUUUCCUGGGCAAGGAGUAUGUGGAGGGCGUGUUGAAGCGCGGCGACGAGAGCGAGUGGGCGGCGCCGGAGGGAUUGGAGCUGCAGACGGUCUACGAAUUGAGGGUUGGGGCAUUGGGCCGCAAUGGCGACAGCAUUUCUCUCGUGGAGAAAGACGGCAAGCGGUGGGCUAUUGUCGCGCCUAUGGCGCACCCCGGCGACUUGAUCCGCGCCAAGGUGUGGAAGCACGACCGGUUCCACUCGGUGGCGGACUACGUCGAGACGCUCGAGUACUGUGACGACCUGCGUGGUGGCGAGGGCGACCGCCGCAAGUUCCCCGGGGCGGGGUGCAAGUACUUUGGGCUGUGUGGUGGUUGCCAGCUGCAGGACGUGCCGUACGCGCUCCAGCUGGAGCACAAGAAGCGGACCGUUGACCUCGCGUACCAACGCUACUCUGGUUUGGAUGGUGCAAAGGUGCCCGCGAUUUUGGACACGAUCGGGUCGCCAAAGCAGUGGGCGUACCGCACGAAGAUCACACCACACUUCGAUGCCAUGCCCAAGGCCGUGCGCGCAGCCGUGACCGAGGAGGAUGCCGCAAACACUGCUUGGAUCCCCAAGAUCGGAUUCAACACAAUCGGCGGCGGGCGCGUCGCGGAUAUUGAGGAAUGCGUGAUUGCUACGGACGUGCUUAACGCCAAGCUCACGGAGGAGCGCCAGCGUGUCAGGGAAACCAUUGCGACGUUUAAGCGCGGCGCGACGCUCCUUCUGCGCGACUCGUUGCCGCCUCCUGAGCCCCUUCCUACUGCCGAGCACCCCUUCGACCCCUCCACCCCCAUCGACAUCCCGCACGUCGCGAUCACCAACCACAAGGCGCAGGUGUACGAGCGCGUUGGCGACUUCCUGUUCUCCUUUGCUGCAGGCUCCUUCUUCCAGAACAACAACUCGAUCCUCAUCCCGCUCACCGACUACGUCAAGGCGGCCAUCUUCCCGCCCGGCAUGACAUCGAAGCGCCCCACGCACCUCGUCGACACAUACUGCGGCUCCGGGCUGUUCGGGAUCACGCUGAGUCCCGAGUUCGAGCGCGUCGCCGGCGUAGAAAUCAGCCAGGACUCGAUCACGGCGGCCAAGGCCAAUGCCGAGAUGAACGGGCUCGGGGACAAGACGACGUGGCUGUGCGGCAAAGCCGAGGACAUCUUCGGCGGGCUGGCUGAGGCGGGCUUUGCGGGCAGCCACUCGUGCGUCGUCAUCGACCCCCCACGCAAGGGCUGCGACACGCCGUUCCUCGAGCAGCUCCUCGAGUUCCGCCCCCUGACAGCCGUGUAUGUGUCGUGCAAUGUGCACACGCAGGCGCGCGACAUCGGGUGGUUCGUCAGCGAGAGCGAGAAGCGCGGUGAAGGCAAGUGGCGCUAUGUGCUGGAAAGCCUGCGCGGCUUCGACCUCUUCCCGCAGACAGCGCAUGUGGAGAGUGUGGGUGUGUUGCGGCUCGUCGAGGAGACGUAGUGAGCGGGCCCAAGCAGCGAGGAAGUGGGAGGUACCGGCGUUGGCGCCGGCGCCAUUGAUGUAAUACAGAAUUUGGAUGUAGAGCCUUG